CAACAGCCCUGACACGGUUGGGGAUAUCAAUUAACUCCUGCCUUGCUGCUCCACGACAAUUGACUGACUUUGCAGGUCACUCCGAGGCCAAUGGCUUGCCCUGCGCAUGUUGUCUGAGGGCCACUCCGUCGUCAUCCUUCCACUGUCGCCAUGCCGCAAGGAGUCCAUCUCCUUUCGGUCAGUUCCUUUCUGCAGGAAACCGAUGGCCCACAAGAGUUCAAAGAAUAUCUCGAUUUGAAGGUCCUGCGCCUCCCAGGAAUCGAUGUAAAGAUUACCUUCGUUACCAACGAGCACAAAUCACAUGUCAAGAUUUCCCUGACUGGCUCCAGGCCGGAUGAGAGGGCCGUGGUUAAUUUCCCGGUCGAAGCCUGCGAGCGAUUGAAGAUACAGAAAGUCAACUCAACUUGGUAUCAACGGGUUGUAGGACAUAAGCCGGCUCGAAACAGCACUUGUUAUCUUGCGUUGUUGGAAUUCAACCUUCGCCACGUGUGUGCAGAAGGGCUAUUUGUCGAAGGGUGCGCCUCUUGCUUCCAGCCGCUCCAGGAAUAUCUCAGCCGCGAGAAGAUCAUCGCAUUCUGUCUCAAUGAUCGUAACGCACGCCGUCAAUCCAACGGCAUGCUACUCGCGUUUGAGAAGGAGGUGUCGACCGGUCACAUGAGCCCAUGGGAGAGAGUCUUCGAGAAGAUACCGUGUUUGCCGGUGGAGCCCCCUGAGACUAGUGUCCCUGCAAAGGUAGCAUUCUUCGACUGGAGGGAGUAUGCAUUUACACUGGGGGUGGGCAUGGAGUACGAGCGGCAAUUGGCCGAGACUAAGAUGAAUACUUACAAAUGUCAAGUGCGUGUUGUCGAGAUCCCUGGUACUCGGAGCAAAUUUCAUGUGGUCCUUUGUGGACCACAGAAUAUGAAGCUUGCUCCCGGGGAUAAGGCAACACUGGUCUUCGUGGACGACCUGGGGCAUAAGCGACGUGCACUCGAUGAGGACAAGCCACCUGAGAAAGCGUGGGAAAUCCACAUCUCGCAGCCUGUGUCGUUUUCACCGCGAGACUCAUUGGCAGCAACUAUGUUCCGUCGUGGGGAAGAAUGCCCACGGAUCUUCUGCGGUCAGCAUUUGGUGCCCAUUAUUCGACGUGAUGCCCUUCCCUCAGGUAAGGCAGGUCGAGACUUGAUCGCGACGAAGCCUAGUUGGAAAGCAACAGUCCGCCCAAUACUCGAAGACGGUACAUUUGCACGCAGCCGUCUCGCCCUCGAUGUCUUGGACAAGAGAUUCACCCAGCCAGGUCUUGAUGGUAUGGACAAGGCAGUUCUGGAUCUUUUGCUGGCAAGACACCCUUCAAAUAUCGAGACGUUUGAUAUCUACGCAAAGGUCCGCGACUGUGCACAAAACCCGGAGACAGAAAUGAACCUGAACGACAGUCAAAAAGAAGCUGUUGUCAAUGGAAGGAAGGCCCCUGGAGGCUUCGUCUUAUGCCACGGAGGACCAGGGACCGGCAAGACCCACUUCGUGGUAGAGGCUAUCCGACCCUUUUUGACAGAUGCACAUGUUCAACACCAUUUAUUACUCACGUCUGCUGGUAACGCUGGAGCGGACGCAUUGGCCCAAGCCGUGCACCGAAAGAUGAGUAACCUUCCUGGCACGGAUAGCAGCCUGCGCAAUCGCUAUGUUCUCCGAGCACAUAGCAUCGAAACGGAGAAGAAUAUCUUUCUGUCGGUCAUGGACAUUCGGAGCAGAGUCCUGAUGGAGAUCGAACAGACUGGCAACACUCGUGGACCACUUGCCAGUAUUGAGACAUCACCAGAGAUUCUUCAGAGCAACCGAGACUACUUCCAGCACUUUACGCGCAACGCUGAAGAUUUGUUGGGCGAUAUCCGUGCUCAGGUGUUCCAGCUUUCCAUUGGGCACCGAAUGUUACAAGUCGCUGGACUCAUUCCUGGGCCGUUCGAAGUGGGCGAUGAAUGGUCGACAAUCCGACUGUUGUACUACCAUUCGAUUCGACAAAGUUCGAUACGAUCGACCAGACAAUUCCAAACCGAAAUGAGCAGAUUGAUGAGUCACGUCAUCAGCCACGCUACAGCAGUCUGUGCAACCGUGGCGGGAGCCGGCCAAUCUGUGCUUUGCAGCUCUUAUGCAGAAGCCGAGCUCCUGGUUGUCGAUGAGGCUGCCCGUGUAGUUGAGUAUGAAUGGUGGCCCCUCCUAGCUUUCUAUCCGAACAUCAUUGGCAAGAUCAUGGUCGGCGACAAGGAUCAGCUGCCGCCAGUUCUUGAAUCAAGCGAUGCGCCAAAGACCAGACGUGAUCAACGAGGAGCAUUAUUGGAGAAUCCUUUCGCCGCCCAACUGGAGCUUUCGUUCCAGGAACGUCUCCAGACUGCAGGCUUCAGGACGGCGUUUUUCACGGUCCAGCACCGAGCUCUGCCAGAAAUCGCCGCUAUCUGCAAUAACGCGGUGUACGAUGGAAGACUCUCUAACCAUGAGAGCACGUCUCUGAGUCGGCGUCCGCUUGCGCAGAAAAUCGUCAUGCACAAUAUGGUCAAGCAUGGCCAAGCUACACCCGUGAUAUUCUACGACAUUCCCCCCGCGAAGGAAGAGACGAGACAAAGUGGUUCGAAGUACUGUACGGCAUACACCAUUGCUGCUCUGUAUAUUGUUGAAGGCCUCCUCGCUGCAGGCUUCGGCACUACCACGCCCUGUACAAUUGCCGUCUUGACGCCCUACCAUGCCGAAUACGAGCACCUUCAGAUGGCGAAAGCACUUAUGUGUGAGGAGUAUCCUCAAGCUGAUUCAAUUGUAGUGGAUAAGAUCGACAAGCGGCAAGGCGCCGAGUUUGAUGUUGUGAUUAUCGACCCCUGUGCGGUCGCUAGGGCUGGCUUUCUGCAAAAGCAACGACUGAAUGUGCUCUUCUCAAGAGCCAAAUGUGGGUUGUACGUGCUGGGCAAGCACAGUGCGUGGAAAUCAAUGUACCCCGACCAAGGAUUUUGGGUUCGAAAAUUCCAUGCGCAAUUGGAGAAGUACCGGCAGGUAUGGCCGGCUAAUAGGCCGUUGGAAUCGAGGUUCUUCGAUCCUGCAGAGAUCUAGUGGUGGGACGAUUGUUUUGGUUGACCACAGGAUAUCAAAAGGACAUUGGAGUGUCGGUACGGCACAUACACCUUGGAAGGUGCCUCCGAACAAUGGCUUUACGUGUGUGACACACAACUUGCAAAUGCAUCAACUGGAAUAUGAAUUGUGAAGAGUAUUGGGAUCGGUAUUGGCACGGAACAAGAGGCAUAUUGAAGAGGACACAGGACAA
Molecule: messenger RNA, 3280 nt
Organism: Exophiala viscosa
Lineage: Eukaryota; Fungi; Ascomycota; Eurotiomycetes; Chaetothyriales; Herpotrichiellaceae
Product: P-loop containing nucleoside triphosphate hydrolase protein
Exons: 1
Coding region: 151-3069 (972 amino acids)
Molecular function (GO): helicase activity
Source: RefSeq, a predicted model, not a curated record